UAAGAGGAUUCUCUAUAUCUUCCUCAGUCAGUGUUGGUUAACGGUAAUAACUAAUAAGUAAUAACUAAUAACUAAUAUUCGGUUAUUACUUAUUACUUAUUUGAAAAUCCCGAAGUGUAAAUAAUAUUAAACAAUUUCUUGCUGUUAGUUAAUCGGGAAAAAUCAAAUUGAUUUAAACUUCUAAUAAUUUUAAAGAUAAAAAUGUCAAAAAAAUUACCGUCUCCUAUUUUCACGUUGAAAUGUGAAAAAUAUACUCCAUACUGCUUGAAAUUCUAUUUAGAUGGCGAAAUUCUCUACGUUGGCACUCUAAGCGGAGAAAUUCUUGUCUGGAACCUAGAGUCAAACCGUUUAAAAAAUGAAAUUAAAGUCGGCACAGUGUGUAUAAUGAACCUUGAACUGUUGACCAAACAAAAUCAUUUGGUGUCACAAGACAAAGUGGGCGAAAUAAAAUGUUGGCAAAUAGAUGGUAUCGAACUCAAACUCUAUCAUACUUUUUCAACCCAAAUAAUUGGUUUUUGUAAAUUUGCCUUAUACAAAACAAACAUGUUAUUGUGCAAAGGAGAAAAGUCUACAAUGAAUUGUUAUUCUACUGAUAGUUAUAGUAAAAUUACUGAUUUUAAUCCACACCAAGACAACAGUUUGGGCGAUUUGAUGACUGUAAAAUGUAUUGGUGAUUAUAUAUUUUGUGGUUAUGAAGCCAAUAUAGUUGUUGUGUGGCAAGAAGAUCAUAUUAUUAAUCAGUGCAGCUUUCCUGAACUAGAAUGUUUAAUGGCUCUGGAUGUGGAUCAUAAUAUGACCAAAGGUAUUUGUGCAGGUAGUUCAAAUGUGAUAAAUACAUUUUGUAUUACAGAUGGUAAUUUAAGCAUAAAUAAAAACAUAAAGAUUACAAAUCCUGGUGUUAAUGUUUUACAGCUAAGACCUGAUGAUAAAAUAGUCGCUGCUGCCUGCUGGGAUCUAACUGUAAGACUAUUUUCUUGGAAAACCAUGAAACUAUUAGCAGUUUUAGAUUCUCAUUCAUCUGGAGUCUUAAAUAUUGCAUAUUCCGAAUUGUCAGUGACAUUUUGGAAAGCCAAAUACUUGUUGGCUAUUGCUAAUAAAGAUAACAAAAUCACUCUUUGGGAUGUCUACAACGGAAAAGACAAAGAUUAAUUCAUGUUAUAUUGUUAUUUUUAUAUCAAAGUGAAAAUUUUAAAGUUACAAAUUUUCAAAACAAACUAUAUACUCGAAAGUCAAUAGAAUGUUUUAGAAAAUUGAAAAUGAAGCAAUUUUAUUACUAUGUAUAACACCUAGUGGAGUGCAUUUUAAAAUUAUGAGCUGGUGAAGAUCAUUUUUAAGUAGUUUUUUUUUUUUAACUAUGAAAUCUUAAGGUUGAUUUGAGACUUACAUUUUAUUAUUAACUGGAAAAUAUCAAAAGAAAUUAUUUUUUUUAAUGUAUAAACAUUAAUAUUCUGUGGAAAAAUAACUGGAUUUAUUAUUGCAAAGCAGAUUUUUUAAUUCUUAUAUUUUGUACAAUAUACAUGUAUA
This is a messenger RNA of Melanaphis sacchari, 1524 nucleotides long. Its product is annotated as guanine nucleotide-binding protein subunit beta-like protein 1. Bases 202 to 1149 code for a protein of 315 amino acids. The record is from RefSeq and is a predicted model, not a curated record. NCBI's taxonomy places the organism in Eukaryota, Metazoa, Arthropoda, Insecta, Hemiptera, Aphididae. Gene Ontology annotation, molecular function: protein binding. The transcript has 2 exons.